Molecule: messenger RNA, 873 nt
Organism: Pestalotiopsis fici W106-1
Lineage: Eukaryota; Fungi; Ascomycota; Sordariomycetes; Amphisphaeriales; Sporocadaceae
Exons: 1
Coding region: 1-873 (290 amino acids)
Source: RefSeq, a predicted model, not a curated record
AUGAGAUAUCCUUUCGCCGGCCGAACGGAGACUCCCAGCGAUGCAAUAAGAGAUAUGAAACCGGCGCCGAGUCCUGCCUCGGCGCAGACGGCCAUUUACAGCCCGGAAAAGAAGAUCCUGCCCCCGACUCCGGACGAGGAAGAAAGCUUUGCAAGAUAUGACUUGGUGUCAACGCAUCGCAACCUGACCAGGAUGUCUCAGUACCUCCUGAAGCUCGAAGCGCGCACCUCGACCGCAUCCAAAAUCCACGUCCGAAAGACGCUGGACGCCAUGGUGGAAAAUGCAGAAUACUCGUGUGGGGAGAAUAUGGAGCGGGGGUCCGCCUCGGGGAACCACCACCAGCAGCUGAUAUUCGACAUUGAGUGUCUGAGCAGCGAUGUGUGGGCACGGAUGCACCAACUGGACCGCGAGUUUCGACGGCUGAGCCGGGAGACGCGCGACGCCGAGACGGGGCAGUCCAAGUCGUUUGAGCUGCGCGGCGAGAGCUACGUCAAGAGGUGGAUACAGCAAGAGAUUGACCACAAUGCGCUGCGCGGGGAGGAGACCAUUUGGUACACUGUGAGGGACAUGAACAACCAGCGCUGUCUCCGCGACUGGCUAGACCUGCUCGCCGACGUGCAUAACCGCGGCGCGCAGCCCAUUGUCGACGAGGAGCGACUCGUGCAGCUGGCCUGGCAUUACCUAGACCGCAGCAUCCGUCCUCCCAAGCCCGAGAUUGCCAUGCAGACGGCCGAUUUCAUCAACUGGUGGCAUGAUCUUCGGCUCAGUGGUGCUUUUGAUGGGGCGAAGCGCGAUCCGGAUUUUCAGAGGCGCGAGGACGAAGAGGCCCUCAAGUCACUGCAAUCCACAUGGACUACAAAAAUGGCGGUUUGA